Messenger RNA from Petromyzon marinus (sea lamprey), 2226 nucleotides. RefSeq names its product secretory carrier-associated membrane protein 1-like. Gene Ontology annotation, biological process: protein transport. The record is from RefSeq and is a predicted model, not a curated record. NCBI's taxonomy places the organism in Eukaryota, Metazoa, Chordata, Hyperoartia, Petromyzontiformes, Petromyzontidae. Gene Ontology annotation, cellular component: recycling endosome membrane; trans-Golgi network membrane.
GCCCCAUGGUCACGUGGUUCAGCACCCCCACCCUCCGCCCGCCAUUUCGGACCCCCCGGGGCCGCUCUUCGCUCCGUCUCCCCGCGCCAGCUGCUCCGCCAUGGCGCAGAUCGACGAGAACCCCUUCGCGGACCCCGUUCUCAACCACCCCUUCCAGGACCCUGCUGUGACCCAGGUGACCGACUCUUCCAACCGAGGCCUCACAGAGUACAACCCCUUCGCCUCCGAUGACUUUGGCCGACAGCGUCCCUGUGUGUGUGCAGAUCGGCUCCACGGUGCCCGUGGGGCCAGCAGGAGCCCCUCCGCUGGCAUCGCAAACCCAGCCGGCCGUGAUGCAGCCCACCGAGGAGCCCCCCACCUUCCCAGCGCAGUUGCCCUCCCAACAGAUGGGCAGCGCCAUCACUGCCGAUCUGAAGCGCCAGCAGGAGGAGCUAGAGCGGAAGGCGGCCGAGCUGGACCGGCGCGAGCACGAGAUGCAGGGGCACAACUACAAUGCACGCAAGAACAACUGGCCGCCCCUGCCAGCUAAGUGCCCCGUGGGGCCCUGCUUCUACCAGGACUUUGCAAUCGACAUUCCUCUCGACUUCCAGCGCACGGUGCGCAUCCUCUACUACAUGUGGAUGUUCCACUUCAUCACGCUAUUCCUCAAUGUGCUCGGCUGCCUCGCCUGGUUCAUUGUCAACGCCUCCAAGGGCGUGGACUUUGGACUGUCCAUUGUGUGGUUCAUCGUGUUCACGCCGUGCUCCUUUGUCUGCUGGUAUAGGCCGGUCUACAAGGCGUGCAGGAGUGACAGCUCCUUCAACUUCUUCCUCUUCUUCUUCAUAUUCUUCGCUCAGUUCGUAGUGCACGUGCUGCAGGCUGUCGGCAUCCCAGGCUGGGGCAACUGUGGAUGGAUCUCCACGAUCGGAGCAUUUUCAUCGAACAUCGCCGUGGGCGUCAUACUCUCCAUCAUCGCCAUCAUGUUCACCGCCUCGGCCGCCCUCUCCCUCAUCAUGCUGAAGAGGGUGCACUCGAUGUACCGACGCACAGGCGCCAGCUUUGAGAAGGCGCAGCAGGAAUUUGCACAGGGCGUGUUCACCAACCGCACGGUGCAGAACACGGCAGCCAAUGCCGCUGCCGCCUCCCUGCGCGACCCCAUGUGAUCCUCUCGCCCCUUCGCUCUGCUCCCACACCUGGACCCCCCCUGCCCUCCACUCCCAACGACCCCGACUGCCCCUUCUGGCCCCCGCUGGAGGUCGUGGGGCAGCGGCUGCCGGCAUGAAGCCGAGAAGAGUGUGCGGCACCCCUCCUGGCACGCGGCGUGUUCCACUCGCUUGCGCACUCGCACACACCAAUCACGCACAUCAUCAUGGAAACGCACACAUGCACAAGCACACACCAUCACACACGCAUAAGCACACACCAUCGCACACACAAGCACACAUUCGCACGCGUGAGCACACGUCGCCCCUCGUUCACCAUGCAGAAGCUGUGGGUCGUGCGGUGCCAUCAGCGCUCCUCUCUGUCUGCGGGGUCGCAUUUGAUCGUGUCUGCCUUCGGUUUCUAAUUUAACUUCCUCGCUGCUCUUUCGAUGGACGCUGAGCCGCAACCACAGCACGGACGUUGCAUCCCACGUCCCCCCUGCCCUCGCUGCCUCUCGGCCUGGGAACGACCCCGGCGGCUUUUGUGUUCCGUGGGGAAUCUUGGGGUUGCCCAAGCUCGGGGAAUGCCACCCUUGUUGAUACGUGCUGCAGACGGCCCCUCGAUGUAUACAUGCGUGUGUGAUCGGGAUGACAGGAUGGGGAGGUGGGCCCUGUGGAAACCACUGCGUAUGCUGUCUCGUUUUUCCUGUUUGCCUUGUAUUGUCACUUUCUGUUAGGGGUCAUUUCGCGCCACCCUCCAUCUCAAGCGCGGGAGGGCCCGUGACUCUGGCCAGGGUUCCCCGGGUCCUCCCCAGAAGCCCCCCGCCCCCCCAGACGGGAAACGCGUGCACUUUGACGUGACGUGUGUGUGUGAUUGGGGUGGCGCGUUUGUCCCCGCCGCGUGCGCUCUUCGUUGGUGGUGCGGGGGGGGGGGGGGGAGCCGGCGGUGCCGUGAGUGUGCAGUGUCUCCCUGUGUGCGGUGGCGGUUACCGCUCGGCCGCCCACCAUGGUUGGACGUUGGUGUACAGUGUAUCGUAAUUUGAAGGGCUGGUGUAAUGAAAUUGUUCAUGUAAAAAAAAACAUUAAAAGUUUAUCAUACGUUUUA